This is a messenger RNA of Penicillium olsonii, 969 nucleotides long. The record is from the annotation of a GenBank genome assembly. NCBI's taxonomy places the organism in Eukaryota, Fungi, Ascomycota, Eurotiomycetes, Eurotiales, Aspergillaceae.
AUGUCUCUGUCAUCUGCAGCAACGGCAUCUUUCAUCGGCGAGGGCAGUCGAGUCUUCCAGCCAUGGCACUCUUUCGACUCCGCUCAUGCACAACGAUGGAUUCCGGCAUCCAGUCCCCCUGAAGAUUCCGCACCCUCAACCUACGGAAAGGAUACACCGGACCUGGUGCUUGCGACCUGGAACAUCGACGCAGGCUCUGAGCGAGCUGCAGACCGCGCAAAUGAGAUCAUAUCAUCCAUAAUAGGCACAGAACCGAAAGUCGACAUCAUUUUCCUCCAAGAGGUGUCCCGAGAAGCCCUAAAGCAAAUCCUAUCUGAUGACCGCAUUCGCCAGUCCUGGUUUUCGAGUGAAGGCGACGACAGCUCAUGGGGGACACGCAUGUUCACAUCUGUGACGCUAGUAUCCAAAGCCCGAUUUGCGUCUCAUGGUGAACUGGGAAAGAGGAAUCACUCUCUAGGCCCCGUUUGGCGGAUCAAAUAUCCUAGCCGCUUCGCCAGGGAUGCACUUGUCUGCGACAUAUUUCUUCCCCGUUCCAAUGAGUCACCAUCUGCUUCCCCGACUAGGCCUACGCGACUUGUCAAUGUGCAUCUUGACUCUCUGCCAAUCCAGCCUUCCUUCAGACCACGGCAAAUGGCCAUAGUUUCUUCUAUCAUCUCGGACGCCGGAUCUGGGUUGGUGGCUGGUGAUUUCAAUCCGGUCCUUGAGGAGGACGCUUCUCUAGUCGAAGACAAUGGUCUGAUGGAUGUUUGGAAGUCUCUUCGUCCCCAGGAGGCCGGUUAUACUUGGGGAGUUGAUGGAAAGAAACGGUUCCCGCCCGGUCGGCUUGACAAAGUCGCUAUGCUAGGGCUGCGCCCUUCCAGCAUCAGAGUUUUGGAGCCAAAAAUAUUGAGCACCUCCAAUUCAGUACCUUGGAGUGAUCAUCAUGGGUUACUCUGUUCUUUUGCACCAGUUGCGCGCCGGGAAGCAUGA